AUGUUGUUCUCAUUCGCUCUAGCGAUGUUUCCACAUCCAGCCAGCGUAUUGGUCCUUGGGCUGGGCCUUUGUGUGUCAGGAGUCAAAGACAGAUGCAGCUGCACAAAAUCGGGGUUGGAGUGCUUUUUUGACAGCACCUGCCCUGGUCUUGGAUGUGGAGCUGAAGGGCAGCCUCACUGCAGGUAUUGCGGAGAUCCUAAGGGCGUGUAUGGUGCUUGCCCCAAACUUGGAGUGCAUGCGAAGCAGGCGAAGCCCCAGGCCGAUUCAGAGCUCACAGGCAGCCUUGCAAGUGCAGCAGCUGUGGCGAACACCGCCGAACCCAAAACUGUCCCGAAGGCCAAUGCCGGGCUUAGCAGCUCAAUGCUGAAGAAAGCUUUUGAUAUUGAUGUCUUCCGCUGCAUGGCGGCUGCUGGAGUUGAUACACAUCCAAUGGAGGACGAUGACAUUGCCAGUCUUGAUGGUGCCAUCAAGUAUGUGCACACAGAAAUCCUAACAGAGCACUUGCAGAACCCCAUCAGGGACACCCGCAAGUACAACAUAGAUGUAGUCACUCGCCAUCGCAUGAAGGUCCUCAAUCCGGAUACCAUUCUCGGCACGCCGCACGCAGUGCAAGGGGAGUUUGGCCAGUUUAUCACGUAUGACUUUGGGAAGGCAACCAACCCAGAUCAGAUGCCUAUAAUCCAGGAACAGGGCGAUUUUGUCGGAAUUCAACCUUGCACAGACUUGCAGUGUGAUCCGCGGUAUAUUGCCUGCAAACCCUAUGCAUGGCUAUCCUUGGGCAACUGGUGCCCAAACUUAUCCUGGGACAAGAAGGGGACCAAGAAGAAACCCAAUCCGCAUUGCUUGAAGACUGUCCACGGAAAUUUCACCAAAGGAGGUCUUUGCGAGCAUGGUUUCAAUGGCAAUGGCUUUCUUCCAGGCUCGAGCCCAACUGGGGACCCAGGAUGUAUCUACACUUAUGGUGCUGCCACCUUUGUAAGACUUGACGAUGUGGUUGGGAUCACAAGCGAGUAUUGCGGCAAGAGCCAUUGCAAAGACUGGUUGGAUUUCCGGUUCAACUGUAGCAACCGGGAACGCUAUGCGCGCAAGUUCCUCCCGGAUGGGCAGAUUGAGAAAGUCAGCUACUGUGUCGAGUUUGAUAUGCACCCAGCAUGCGAAGCGAGCUGUGAGGCUCCCUCGUGCAAGGGUUUGCUGCAGAGUGGUGCCCCCGCGUACUUGGGAUUGCCAUUUUGGUAUGGUCGUUGCGACCCUAGGGCCAAUGAACGCCGAGUCGAGAUAGUCGCGCAUGCCUUGGGAAUUCCUGGCGCUUUGCACUCCCAUGUGCUGGUGGACACUGAUGUUUUGCAACGCGCUUGCCCCCCAUCGAUACAAAGUUGCAACCAAGAGGGGGUGUAUAAUGAGUCUGAAAGUUCACGUUGUUCGCACACUGGAGGAAAGCUUCGAGUUGGUCAUGUGUGCCAUCAGCUGCCCUAGGGUUUUCUGGUCCUUAUUGCCUCUUGGCUUGGUACUCUGCCAUGCUGUUUGCAGCAGCGACCGCUUUCCACAGAUGAGGCACCCGAAGGUACAAUGGAGUUUGUGACCGGUGCUGGAUACCAG
Durusdinium trenchii is the source of this 1596-nucleotide messenger RNA. Lineage: Eukaryota; Dinophyceae; Suessiales; Symbiodiniaceae. The record is from the annotation of a GenBank genome assembly.